AAUGGCAUAUGCAGCCGUUCAUUCUCUUGCCCAAACCACUGCAGAAAUCAUCUUCCUUCAUCCCGUUUCUGAUAACAAAAAACACCAAAUUAGAUCCAUCUAUGAGCCAUUCAUUUCCUUGAAACAGUUUCUCGAAGAAUUCCCCGAUGAGACGCCCAGCAAUUUGUAUGAUCGUAUCAAGCAAGCUGCGCGCGAAGCAGAACACGUUAUUGUAUCUAUCAUAUCGGAGGAAAAUCAACCGCAGUGCUGUGCCGCUUUAGCAGGAAAAUCCAAAUUGAAACGCCAAGUGAAAAUGAUAAUGGAGCUGACUAAUUCAAUCAGUGUGGAGGUGAGGAACAUGAAGCAGAAUAAAGCUGCCACAACCAAAGCUGCAGUGCAAAUUGGUAAUGGUGCGUCUUCUUCUGCGGCAGGUUUGCAAUCUAUCGACUCUAUGGUUGGUUUACAUGAAGAUUUGAUAGCAAUUAAGUCUCGAUUGUGUGAAGAAUCGCCCAAUUUACAAGUUAUCCCUAUUUGUGGUAUGGGUGGUAUAGGCAAGACCACUCUUGCAAAACUUGUUUAUGAUGAUCCACUGACCCGGCAGCAUUUUGAUAUUCGUGUUUGGGUUACGAUAUCACAGGAUUAUAGUGCAGAUGUGAUUCUUUCUGAGCUCUUAGCUUCCAUGAAAGAAUUUGACAAUGAGAGAUUGGGUGGAUUGGUUGGGGAAAAGGUGUUUAAAAUCUUGAAAUGUAGACGGUAUCUCAUCAUAAUGGAUGAUAUUUGGAGUGUGGAGGCUUGGGAUGAGAUAAGAGCUAUACUUCCCGAUGAUGGUAAUGGAAGUCGAGUCGUUUUAACCACGAGACUAACCGAUGUUGCUGCUUAUCCUGACCCUUGUAGCCCUCUUCACGAGAUGCGUUUAAUGGAUGAAAAUCAAAGUUGUCAUCUGCUCCGGAAGAAGGUGUUUGGUCACCAAGAUUGUCCUUUGGAAUUGGAGAGCAUUGUGGAGGAGAUUGCAAGGAACUGUAGAGGACUGCCUCUUGCAGUUGUUGUUGUUGCAGGGGUGCUAUCCACAGUCGGAGAGGAUCCAGCUUCGUGGAAGGCUAUUGCAGAAGACGUAAGAUCAGCUGUUACUUCAAAGGGACAGUUUGAGAGUAUAUUGUCUCUGAGUUACACUCACUUGCCUCAUUAUCUGAGGCCAUGUUUCUUGUACAUGGGAAUGUUUCCUGAAGAUCAUGAGAUCCGUGCCUCAAAACUCAUACUAUUAUGGGUAGCUGAGAACUUUGUGAGUCGUCCCGAUGGAUCCAAAAGCUUAGAAGAAGAGGCAAAAGAGUGUCUGGAGGAUCUCGUGAGACGAAAUCUUGUUUUGGUUAACAGGAGGAAGUUUGAUGGUGAGAUUAAAAGUUGCAGCCUCCAUGAUCUAAUGCGAGAUUUGUGUGUAAGAAAAGCACAUGAAGGGAAGUUCUUUUUGGAUUUUAGCUGUUGGCAAGAUAGGAGGUAUUUUCCUCUUGCAAUCAGAGAAAAUCAGCGUCGUGUAAGUGUUUCUCCUUCGGGUUUACCAUAUCUUUCUAAAAUAGAUAGCUUAACCAUCCAUACAAUUAUGUGCUUCCAUGUAAAAUCCGUAACAAAUAUGUUGGAAAGAUUUGGAUUGCUGAGGGUAUUGGACGUAGGGAAUGUUUAUGUGAGAUCACUACCAGAUGAACUAUUUGACCUGUUAAACCUAGUAUACCUUUCUAUAUACUAUCUUGGAAGGAUACCUGCAGCCAUUUCUAAGCUUCAUAAUCUUCAAACUUUAUCACUUCAUUCAAUGAAUGCAUGGAGACGUUUCAAAGCUCGUUGGAUCAAUUUGCCACACGAAAUCUGGACCUUGUCUCAAUUAAGACAUCUUGUCUUCUAUGGACGGUUACCUGAUCCAGAAGAAAGAAUAACUUCUAGUCUAGAAAACCUCCAAACACUUUCUUUAGUUUCACAUGCCAUGUGUAGUGAAAGGAUUUUGAGAAUGAUCCCAAAUCUAAAGAAAUUGGAAAUCGAUUGUUCUGAUUAUCGUCCGAGCCAAAGUUUCCUGAACAAUUUGGUAAUUCUGCAUCAACUCGAAGAUUUGAAACUUCGUUCAUCUUUGAGCGAUGAAAUUUUCCACAGGGACAUGUUCACUUUUCCGAGGACGCUGAAAAAGCUGACUUUAAGUCGCGUGCCUCUUCCUUGGGAGGACCUGACUGUUGUUGGUUCAUUGCCAAAUCUUCGGGUGCUCAAACUAACCUACUGGGCUUGCAAAGGCGACACGUGGGAAACAACUGAAGGAGAGUUCCCUCAGCUGGAAUUUCUGUUGAUAGAACAGUCUGGUCUCAAGCAUUGGAUAACUGAAAGUAGCCAUUUCCCAAUGCUCAAGUAUCUAGUGCUCGAUGACUGUUGGGAUCUCUCUGAAGUUCCCGAAGGCAUUGGAGAAAUUCCAACACUUGAACUGAUUGAGGUGAAGGGAAUAGUGAGAGAGUCGCUCAUGGAGUUGGCCAGGAAGAUUCUGGAGGAGCAAAAAGAAUGGGGAAAUGAUACCUUUCAAGUUCGUUGCAUGAAUCGUUAAUGGUGUUAGAGAAAAUGGCAGAAAGAGAAGUCAAUGCACCAAGUGCCCAGUGGUGUUCCAUGAAUUGCAACUAAGAACAGGGGAAUGAUAUGAGUUCAGUCCUCGCUAGGCCAGGUUAGAGCUUCGUAAUAUCACAUAAAACUAAAACCUCAAAUGAUGUCUGCCACAUUUAAUACAGUAACUUAUUUCAUAGAAUGAUACAAAGAUAAAUACUAGCAUUGCUGACUAUGGUUUUAUUUAGAGUUUGGAUUCAUGUUUUAUAAUGUAUUGGAACCUCAAUGCCAAUAUCGUUGAUCUAUCCGGUGAGUGAGUACAAUGUGUACUGUACUUUCAAUGAUCUUUUUGAAUAAGUAGAAAUAACGCUAGUUGGUUGACAACUUGAUGUAGUUUUUAUAUAGGAAAAAGGAACACUUUGAUGAGAAGAAUACAACAAAAAUGCAUGUUAUUGGAAAAUACAAAGUCGAAGAAACAAAGAAACAAAAUCA
This is a messenger RNA of Salvia hispanica, 3033 nucleotides long. RefSeq names its product putative late blight resistance protein homolog R1A-10. Lineage: Eukaryota; Viridiplantae; Streptophyta; Magnoliopsida; Lamiales; Lamiaceae. Gene Ontology annotation, molecular function: ADP binding. Gene Ontology annotation, biological process: defense response to other organism. The record is from RefSeq and is a predicted model, not a curated record.